CUCCCCUCCGGCGCUCCCGGGCGGCGCUCCCGGGCGGCGCGCCCGCGUGCCCAUCCUUUAGCAGCCCGGGCGAGUCGCGGGCACGAGCGAACGAGCAAGCAAGUGAGCGGCCGCGCGUGCGCACUGGCCACCUCCCCUAGCGGCGAUCCGGGCCGCUGCCGCUCGCUUGGGCAGGACGCGGGGCGGGCGGGGGGAGGGGGGAGCGGCUUUGCUGGCAGCCCUGAGUGAGGCGGAGACCCGGGCGGAGCGGGCGGCACCGCACCUCGGCCAGAAGCAGCUGCAGCAGCUGCCCUAGUCCCCACCGCCGCCUCUCCAGCAGCUUCUGUCAUUCCGCGCCAGCUGCUGCAGACAGAGGACGAGGAGGAGGAGGCGAGAAACUCCCACCGACCCACAGAGAGGCCGUGAGACCAGUUGUUAGCAUUCAAGUCAGGAGGCUCAUAGCUCCAGUGCCAGGAGGUUUUACUAUGACAGAUAUUCACUCAAGCUACACAUACACAGGGAGCAUGACUUCGGCAACUUCACCUAUUAUUUUAAAAUGGGAUCCCAAAAGUUUGGAAAUCCGGACACUCACAGUGGAAAGACUAUUGGAGCCACUUGUGACACAGGUGACAACACUUGUCAACACAAGCAACAAAGGUCCGUCUGGUAAAAAGAAAGGGAGGUCAAAGAAAGCCCAUGUGCUGGCAGCAUCUGUAGAACAAGCUACUCAGAACUUCCUGGAAAAGGGUGAACAGAUCGCUAAGGAGAGCCAAGACCUCAAAGAAGAGUUAGUGGCUGCUGUAGAGGAUGUGCGGAAGCAAGGUGAGACAAUGCGGAUUGCCUCCUCAGAGUUUGCAGAUGACCCUUGCUCUUCUGUCAAGCGUGGCACCAUGGUGCGUGCAGCACGGGCUCUGCUAUCGGCUGUGACACGCUUGCUCAUCCUGGCCGACAUGGCAGAUGUCAUGAGGCUUUUAUCGCAUCUGAAAAUUGUCGAGGAGGCCUUGGAAGCAGUCAAAAAUGCCACAAAUGAACAAGACCUUGCAAACCGAUUUAAAGAGUUUGGGAAAGAGAUGGUGAAACUGAACUAUGUAGCAGCAAGACGGCAGCAGGAGCUCAAGGACCCUCACUGUAGGGAUGAGAUGGCUGCAGCCCGUGGAGCCCUGAAGAAGAAUGCCACCAUGCUGUACACAGCCUCCCAAGCCUUCCUCCGGCAUCCAGAUGUUGCUGCUACAAGAGCCAACCGAGAUUAUGUAUUUAAACAAGUCCAAGAGGCCAUAGCUGGCAUCUCCAGUGCUGCUCAGGCCACCUCCCCCACCGAUGAAGCCAAAGGCCACACAGGCAUCGGCGAGCUGGCUGCAGCCCUGAAUGAGUUUGAUAAUAAGAUCAUCCUGGACCCCAUGACAUUCAGCGAGGCCAGGUUCCGACCAUCCCUGGAGGAGAGACUGGAGAGCAUCAUCAGUGGGGCUGCUCUCAUGGCAGAUUCCUCCUGCACACGUGAUGACCGCCGUGAGCGUAUUGUGGCCGAGUGCAAUGCAGUUCGACAGGCACUCCAGGACCUGCUAAGCGAGUACAUGAAUAACACUGGAAGGAAAGAGAAAGGAGACCCUCUCAACAUUGCGAUUGACAAGAUGACCAAGAAAACAAGAGAUCUGAGGAGACAGCUUCGGAAAGCUGUGAUGGAUCACAUCUCAGAUUCUUUCUUGGAAACCAAUGUCCCCUUGCUGGUUCUCAUUGAGGCUGCGAAGAGCGGGAAUGAGAAGGAGGUGAAGGAAUACGCCCAAGUUUUCCGUGAACAUGCCAACAAGCUGGUGGAGGUUGCCAAUUUGGCUUGUUCCAUCUCCAACAAUGAGGAAGGGGUGAAAUUAGUCAGAAUGGCAGCCACCCAGAUUGACAGCCUGUGUCCCCAAGUCAUUAAUGCUGCCCUCACACUGGCUGCUCGGCCACAGAGUAAAGUUGCUCAGGACAACAUGGAUGUCUUCAAAGACCAGUGGGAAAAGCAAGUCCGUGUGCUCACUGAGGCAGUGGAUGACAUCACCUCUGUGGAUGACUUCCUCUCUGUCUCAGAAAACCAUAUCUUGGAGGAUGUGAACAAAUGUGUGAUUGCCCUGCAAGAGGGAGAUGUGGACACACUGGAUCGCACAGCUGGGGCCAUACGGGGCCGGGCAGCCCGGGUCAUUCACAUCAUCAAUGCAGAGAUGGAGAACUAUGAAGCUGGGGUCUAUACAGAGAAAGUGCUGGAAGCCACAAAAUUGCUUUCAGAAACAGUGAUGCCACGCUUUGCUGAACAAGUUGAGGUGGCCAUCGAAGCCCUGAGCGCCAAUGUCCCUCAGCCAUUCGAGGAGAACGAGUUCAUCGAUGCCUCGCGCCUGGUGUAUGACGGUGUUCGGGACAUCAGAAAGGCUGUGCUGAUGAUCAGGACUCCAGAAGAGCUAGAAGAUGAUUCCGACUUUGAGCAAGAGGAUUAUGAUGUGCGGAGUCGGACAAGUGUUCAGACAGAGGACGACCAGCUCAUUGCUGGACAGAGUGCACGGGCCAUCAUGGCGCAACUACCACAGGAGGAGAAAGCAAAAAUAGCUGAACAGGUGGAGAUUUUCCACCAAGAAAAAAGCAAGCUGGAUGCUGAAGUGGCCAAGUGGGAUGACAGCGGCAAUGACAUCAUUGUGCUGGCCAAGCAGAUGUGUAUGAUCAUGAUGGAGAUGACAGACUUCACAAGAGGCAAAGGCCCACUGAAAAAUACAUCUGAUGUCAUUAAUGCUGCCAAGAAGAUUGCAGAAGCAGGCUCUCGAAUGGACAAAUUAGCGCGCGCUGUGGCUGAUCAGUGUCCUGAUUCAGCAUGUAAGCAGGAUUUAUUAGCCUACCUUCAGCGGAUUGCUUUGUACUGCCAUCAGCUUAACAUCUGCAGCAAAGUGAAGGCCGAGGUUCAGAACCUAGGAGGAGAGCUCAUUGUGUCAGGGACAGGAGUUCAGAGCACUUUCACUACCUUUUAUGAGGUAGAUUGUGAUGUCAUAGAUGGGGGCAGGGCUAGUCAACUUUCUACCCACCUCCCAACCUGUGCUGAGGGAGCUCCAAUCGGGAGUGGAAGCAGUGACUCCUCCAUGCUGCCAGCUGGACAGUGCUACAUCACUCAUCCAGGCAGCCAAAAACCUGAUGAAUGCUGUUGUCCUCACGGUGAAAGCGUCUUAUGUAGCCUCAACUAAAUACCAGAAGGUCUAUGGAACAGCAGCUGUCAACUCUCCAGUUGUGUCUUGGAAGAUGAAGGCUCCUGAAAAGAAGCCCCUUGUGAAGAGAGAAAAGCCUGAAGAAUUCCAGACAAGAGUUAGACGGGGGUCUCAAAAGAAACACAUUUCACCUGUGCAGGCUUUAAGUGAAUUCAAGGCAAUGGAUUCCUUCUAGGACAAUAGGCUACAAACAAGAAAGCUUUUUCUUUCCCUCCUCCCCCUUUCUUUUUCAUUUUGAUUCCAUUUUUUGUAAGCAUACCUGCUGACUUGUCUGCCUCUGGCAUGGGGAAAUUAAGAGAACAGUGUCUGUUUGCAUGUUAGACGAGAUGAGAUCAAUGCUGCUGGUCUAUCAGUAGCCUCGGAAGGGGACAGGUGACAAUUUCUGUCCUGAGGUGGAACAGAGCUGUCCUUUGCAACAUUCUCUUAAAGUUGGGCAAAGAGUUCACACUGUGAUGUUCACGGGAGUGGGAGGGAUGGGGAAAAUAAACUUAACUCUACAAAAGCAAACUCUAAUGCAUGCAAGAACCAUUAGGUUGGCAGGUAUAUUCAUAAGUGAAAAACCUGGAAGUGUAAUGGUAGAACAUAAAACCUGUACUGCUUCUGUUUGAGUGCAAAACUGUACUAGCCAAUACGCUGAAGUGUGUGGCCCACAAAUUGAAAUUUUAACCUCAAUGUCCUGUAUCCAUGCUCUCAUGUGGAUUCUUAACUGAGGAGAAACUAACUCAUCCCGUCUCAAAUGUUUCUUUAAUCUGCAUUCUGUUCUUUCUUCCUGGUAGUGCCAUUACUAGUGUUCCUCUUAUUUUCUCCCCUCUGCUGAAGACAAUAAAUAUUCCUUUGAGACCCGUGGAUCCUUCUGCGGACCCUAAUGACACAAAGUGGAGCUCAACUGUCCUCCCUUCUAUUUCUUUCUUUCUAAACUUGAACUCUGACUUUGCUAGACAUAGAAGGCUCAGUGGUGGAACGUUAGCGAAAUGGAGAUUGACAGUAUGUGAAGGCUUAGAGGCAAAUGCAUAGGUGUGUAGCUGAGAGUGCUGGUAUCUAAUAUACCAUUGUAUUCACUGACACAAAAUAAACACAUUUAAUCUUGA
This is a messenger RNA of Mus musculus (house mouse), 4285 nucleotides long. RefSeq names its product catenin alpha 2 (gene Ctnna2). Gene Ontology annotation, cellular component: axon; adherens junction; nucleus. Gene Ontology annotation, biological process: negative regulation of Arp2/3 complex-mediated actin nucleation; regulation of neuron migration; regulation of neuron projection development. Gene Ontology annotation, molecular function: actin filament binding; structural molecule activity; cadherin binding. The transcript has 21 exons. The record is from RefSeq and is a predicted model, not a curated record. Bases 465 to 3176 code for a protein of 903 amino acids. NCBI's taxonomy places the organism in Eukaryota, Metazoa, Chordata, Mammalia, Rodentia, Muridae.